GGUCCGAGACGCUGCCGACGGACACGCCGGCUGCACUGGACGAUUCUCAGAGCUGCACGGUAAAGCGCUGGCGUUCUGCCGCCUUAGACGGGGAUUCCUGGGAUCGCGCUCCGAAACACUUGCAGGAAACAUGGGAAUGGCGAGGGCGUGGCUUCUCUUGGUGCUGACCGCGCACUGCUCCCGGUCGGCGGACAUCCUGUUCGUGGCGCCCACGUGGGCUGUCAGCCACGCGCUGCCCCUGCACAAGGUGGUGACCGCACUGCUCGACAGGGGGCACCACGUCACCUACGUCACGCCGCACCCCCUGCAGCCCGAGAAGAACGAGAAUUACACCCUGGUUGACCUGACUCUACCUGUCAUGAAACCUGCAAUAGUGAACAGGUCAAUCUUGGCAGAUACGUGGCCAAUGAGGCUAGUUGAAGCGUACCACGAAGCUGGUGUUCUAUGCUGCAACAGACUGAAGCACCCAGCAAUGCAAGAAUGGCUCAAGUCUGACCAUAGGUUUGAUCUUGUCGUCAUGGAGCGUCUGCCGUACCAGUGUUUCUACGGGCUGGUGCACAAAGUGGGGCUGCCCCCCAUGGUUGGCAUCCUGACACUUCCUGCUAUGGCACCAACCUACUACGCCAUAGGCAACCCCAUAAACCCAGCAUAUCUGUCAGAUGUUUUCAUUGGAUACACCGACCACAUGAAUUUCUGGCAGCGGCUGUACAACACUUACUUCAUCGCAAGGUUUCUCUAUUUCUGGCAGACAACAGUACUGCCUGCCCAUGAAGCGAUUAUGAGGGAAAUUUUUGGCCCAGAUCCACCAUCAGUUUACGAAAUGGAGCGCAACUUCAGCAUGCUGAUAGUUGAUGUUCAUUUCAGUGGGGAUUACCCUAGACCAAAUGUACCAAAUGUGAUUGAAGUCACAGGACUGCACGUAGAAGACAAUGUCGAACCAUUACCACAGGAUAUCCAGAAGUUUCUGGACGAAGCAGAGCACGGCGUCAUCUACUUCAACCUCGGCUCGAACGUCAAGAGCAGCACGCUGCCGGAACAUAGAAGGCAGGCGUUCGUGGACGCCUUCAGGGAGAUACCGCAGAGGGUUGUCUGGAAGUGGGAGGACGACAACAUCCCUGACCUCCCAGACAACGUACUCGUGAGGAAGUGGCUCCCUCAGCAGGGCAUUCUGGCUCAUCCAAAAGUGAAACUGUUCAUCAUGCAAGGCGGUAUACAAAGCCUAAAUGAAGCAGCGUUUCGCUCCAUACCGCUGAUCGCCGUGCCGUUCUUCUCUGACCAGCGUCACAACUGUGCCAAGAUAAACGCAGCAGGAAUUGGUGUCCGAAUUUACCUCAAGGACAUCACGAAGGAAUCUGUCCUUGAUGCCAUACACAGAGUUCUGGAAGACCCCAGCUACAAGAAGAACAUGGCGCAGUAUUCUCGGCUGUUCCGCGAGCACCGCGAGCAGUCUGUGGAGACGGCGGUGUGGUGGCUGGAGUACGUGGUCCGCCACAGGGGAGCGUCGCACCUGCGCAGCGCCACCCUGGACCUCCGCUGGUGGCAGCUGCUGCUGGUCGACGUCGUCGCCUUCGUGCUGGCCGCCGCCGCCGCCGCCGUCACCGCCCUCUGGUUCGUGGCCAGGAGGCUGCUGGCCGCCUUCACAGCGCGGAAGGACAAGCUCAAGACCCACUGAGCCACACCUGCCUGCGAGGUGUGACAGUAGCGCGAUGUACAAAGUUACCGCAAAGAAUGCUGCACCGAAUAAUUGAUCAAAUAUUGUGAUGAUCCCUACAUUAAGGCAACAUCGGGACUAAUUAUCUGGUGAUUUACUGUAAACACAACCAUAUACAAUAGCCUUAAGUGUGGUAUUUGCCAUCAACGGAAGUAAAAUGGACUGGUGUUGAGCUGCAACAAUGUAAUUAAUGUAUAUCAUAGUUGUUUGUAUUUCACUACAAUACAUAUGUUUUCGACCAUUGGUGGUAGUUACCGCGCAAGGUGGCGCAGUUGUAAGAAAAUGGACUCUUAUUCUGGAGGACGCCAGCUCAAAUUCACGUCCGGUCUUCCCUGAUUUCAGUAAAUCGCUUAAGAGAAAUGCUACGACGGUUCCUUUGAAGGGCAAGGUUGAUGACUUCCUCAACACGAACUUGUAUUCCUUGUCUUAUGAACUCGUCUUCGAUGGGACACUGAAAUCUUAUCUUCCACUUUUAUUGUAGUGUUGGGGUGACGGGUUCGUUAGUGGAGGUAGAUGGGCGGCAUGGGUCACGAAGUCCGCCCCCGGUAGCUGAGUGGUGGUUAGUUGCCUCUGUAA
Messenger RNA from Schistocerca americana (American grasshopper), 2287 nucleotides. Its product is annotated as UDP-glucosyltransferase 2-like. NCBI's taxonomy places the organism in Eukaryota, Metazoa, Arthropoda, Insecta, Orthoptera, Acrididae. The record is from RefSeq and is a predicted model, not a curated record. Gene Ontology annotation, molecular function: UDP-glycosyltransferase activity. The transcript has 7 exons. Bases 131 to 1672 code for a protein of 513 amino acids.